Molecule: messenger RNA, 4375 nt
Organism: Toxotes jaculatrix (banded archerfish)
Lineage: Eukaryota; Metazoa; Chordata; Actinopteri; Toxotidae
Gene: amotl2a
Product: angiomotin like 2a
Exons: 11
Coding region: 301-2433 (710 amino acids)
Biological process (GO): hippo signaling; actin cytoskeleton organization; angiogenesis
Cellular component (GO): cytoplasmic vesicle; bicellular tight junction; plasma membrane
Source: RefSeq, a predicted model, not a curated record
ACAUUCCAGUCAUUCCAGCCGCAGCGAACAAUCGGCCCUCAGUUAUUUAUUAGUGCAGCAGCAGCUUCGCUCCGCUCAGUCUGCUGCUGGCCGUCGGCGCGCACACACGUACAUGGAGGACAGGAGCUUGGAGACUUGUGGACAUUGUUGAAUUGAGCGCAGAGCGCUGAGAGCUCGCACCGGCUGUGAACUGUUUAGUGUGUGAUGAGACUUUAACUCGAUUUGUGAUUUGUGAAGCACCCAAGCAUCGCAUCACUUCCAGGCUGGGAUUUUUCUUUUACUCAUUUCACACGGACUGAAAUGAGAACCGCUGAAGGCUCCUCUGGAACGGUCCUGCACCGUCUCAUCCAGGAGCAGCUGCGCUACGGUAACCUGACGGACACUCGUACACUGCUGGCCAUCCAACAGCAGGCCCUGCGUGGAGGCAGCGGCGGCGGCGGGGGCACAGGCAGCCCCCGCUCUUCUCUGGAGAGCUUGACUCAGGAGGAGACCCAGUACAUCCAGAUGUCAGCACGGCAGGAGCCUCAGGGCCAGGAGCACCAGGGGGACUGUCUGCAUUCUGAGAGCCCCGUGUGCCAUCUGUACCAGCUCCAUGGUGAGGAGCUGCCCACUUAUGAGGAGGCCAAGGCCCACUCCCAGUACCUGAUCUCUCAGAAGGGGCAGGCAGAGCAGGAAAGCCCCUGUAUGGACGUAACGGGGAGUUGCAGUGAGGGACAGUGGGAUCUGAAGAGGGAGCAUGCUCGCUCCCUCAGUGAGAGGCUCAUGCAGCUCUCUCUGGAGAGAAACGGACCCAGAGACAGUCUGGCUCUAAGCUUUUCACACAGCUAUCCACAGCUGUAUAAUAAUAAUGCUUCGAACGCCGUGGCACCUGACAGGAAAGGGGCCCAGGAGAGUGCAGACAAGCGGGGGCCACCACCGGACUAUCCCUUCUGUGCCAGACUCCCUGGAUAUAUGCUCAGUCACUCACAGGAGCAUGGGCAGUACUAUAGAGACCCUCCUCCUCCCUUCUACUCACAGCAUCACAGCAGGUAUGCGUCUGCUCAGUCCCAGGUGGCUCACAGCAGCAUCUCUGCAGCCUCCAGCCAUAACUCAGCUCAGACCGACGUGUUGAUGCGGGAGAACGAGCGGCUCAGGAAGGAGCUGGAGGUCUACACGGAGAAGGCCGCCAGGCUGCAGAAGUUGGAGCUGGAGAUUCAAAGGAUAUCUGAAGCUUACGAGACUCUGAUGAAAGGUUCUGCCAAGAGGGAAACUCUGGAGAAGACGAUGAGGAAUAAACUAGAGGCUGAGAUUAAGAGGAUGCAUGACUUUAACAGAGACCUGAGAGAACAACUUGACACAGCUACCAAACAACGAGCGGCCAUGGAAGCCGAGUGUACAGACCAGAAGCAGCAUGUCUUUGUCAAACUCCUGGAGCAGAAUGAAGAGCAGCAACGAGAGCGUGAACGUCUGGAGAGGCAGAUUCAUCAUCUGCGUGUCUCCGGGGAGGAGUGUCAGCGGAGACGGGAGCUGCUGGAGAAGAGUCUGGCCUCGGUGCAGGCCCGCAACCGGCAGCUGGAGGAAGAACUGCAGAGGAAGAGAGCCUACGUGGAGAAAGUGGAGCGUCUGCAGAGCGCGCUGGCUCAGCUGCAGGCGGCGUGUGAGAAGAGGGAAGCUCUGGAGCUGCGACUUCGCACGCGACUCGAGCAAGAACUGAAGAGCCUCAGGGCUCAACAGUUUCAGAACCAGGCAGCUGAUCCCUCUGCUUCAGAACUGAGCUCCUCCACUUUGCAGCAGCAGCUGAGGGAGAAAGAGGAGCGUGUGCUGGCCCUGGAGGCAGACAUCACCAAGUGGGAGCAAAAGUACCUGGAGGAGAGCACCAUGAGGCAGUUUGCAAUGGACGCAGCUGCCACUGCUGCGGCACAGAGAGACACAACCAUCAUCAAUCACUCACCCCGACAUUCACCAAACAGCAGUUUCAAUGAAGACCUGCCUUUGUCGAGUCAUAGACAUCAGGAGAUGGAGAACAGGAUCCGGGCACUUCACGCUCAGCUCCUGGAGAAGGACGCUGUGAUUAAAGUCCUCCAGCAGCGCUCCAGGUGGGAGCAGGGCAAGCUGGAGAAACAGGGGCUUCGGCCGGCGAGGUCCGUCCCCUCCAUUAACACUGUGAGCAGCAGCACGCAGAGUAAAGGAAAGAGCCUCUCAGAUGACCUGACAGGUGCUGCCGCGCUGCAACCCCAACCCUGCGUGGUGCCCAGGGGCCGGAGCAGAGACUGCAGCACCCAGAGCGACGAGGCCCCGCAGGAGCCUGAGCUCACAGCAGAGCUUAGCAAGCUAAAGACAUCUGAGGCGAUCUCAGCAGCCACUGCCGAAACCUCGGAGGAGCCAAAGGCACCGCUCAAGACGUUCAAGAGCAUCAACAGCUCAGAUGCAGAGGUGGUUGAAAUCCUCAUUUGAGUGCUCGCUGAAGCUCAAAUGACUGAACAGUGACAGCCAGCGAUGACAGACACUUUUGGGAAAGGUGUUAAAGGCUUUCCUCCACGUCUGACUACCAUAAAAGAAAGACCACAUCAACACGCAGGGUCCAGAAUGUAAGGCCGUUUUGAGAGGAGAGGAGAGGAGAGCUGAGCUCUCCUUCUGCUGUUUCUGCACAAUUCAAAAACUGACGUUUGCCUCACAAGUCAGAAUUCUUGUAGGUACCUGGACAGUGUUCUGCAUUGUGAUAGGAACUGGGCUGCUGUUUGUUCAUAUACAUAAGUUCUGCAUGUUAUUUUUUUAGUCAUGUAUUGUAUUUAUAUUUGUAAAUGCUGCUCAUAUCGUGAUAUUUCUGUUUGAAAGGUGAGAAGAACAAGGAUCACUUGUCUGGCUCUGCUCCACUUUUUAAUAUUUAUACAGAUGACUCACUUUUCUGGAUGUGCGCAGCCUGCCUAGGUUUUGUUUCCAGUAGCAUACCUAUUACCAUGGGAAUAUUUAUAAAGUGACUCAGUAUAAGCAUCCUCUGUGUUUUCAUACGUGUUUGAGGAUUAUUCUGUUUAACAGAACUACUCAAACCUAAAUUAACAGUUGCUCCUCUCUUAAAAAUACACUGGGGGCCCUGCUCAGCGGGGGAUUUGGAAACUUCCUCUGAAUGUGGAGCAUGCUCAUUUCUCUCUUAAAAAAGCCUGUGAGGACUGACAGUGUUUCACGGGUGUCUAAUUUUCCAGAUCCCGGGUUAAUGUUUGGGGCCUCAGAUGGCGACGGCCCAACAUUUCGCUCCCCUUCGCUGACACGCUGAAGCUAAUCUUCUCACAUUCCUUGCUGAGGGAAUGCUCCCGUUAAAGAAAACGGCUAUCUAAAGUCUGACCCCUCACCCUUGUUAAAAUGACAUGCAUGCUCCACAUGAUUCCUUUUCUGGGGCUGCUUAGUUCUUCUGGGUCGUGGUAGCUGGUUCUACCAUAAGCGUAGAAAUGGUCAACUAUAAUUGGCCUGCAUUUGCUACUCUAUUUGUUGUCCCCAUCACUGUGUUAUAUUCAGCUGUGUUUUCUCCAUUGCUCAAGUAUCUCACAUUUCUGAGUGGACUAUAUCCUUAACUUGGAAUCUGCUAUUUAUUUCUCCCUGCAUAGCGUAGGAUCACUGAACACUGCUGAAUAUAGACUCCUGUUUCCCAGGAAUGUGUUUUGUAGUUCAACUGGAAUGUGCCACAAUUCAGAUCUGUCCUGCUCAUCAGAGGGGAAUACCCUCGAUUCAACAUCAGUGAGCUGGUGUUUUUGAGUGCUUCAGAAUCUUCACGUCACAAACUCUGGUUCCGUCUUGACAACAUUACAAACAGGAGUAUUGUUUGAAGUCCUACAAAUAACAUGUGAAAUCUCACAUUGAGCUGGUUUUCCCCUUCAAGCUUCUUCGUGAUGUUUCCUGUCACAGUGCGUUUGCUGGUCAGUGCACGGUGUCAGUUUAAGUUAUGCCCUUCACUUUUUUGGAAUGUGUUUACAUGAAUGGUUUUUUUUGAAGUGAGAAAAGUUAAUAUAUUUUGUAGCUGUUGUUGUUUUUUUCAUUUCUGUGUGUGUGUUUUGUUUUCUGGUGCCAAAGAUGUACUCUAUGUUUAACUUAUACCUGAUGACAAAUACAAAAGGUUCUGUUAAGGUGCCUUGCUUCAGCUGGUUGACCCAUUAUGAUGUUGCUGUGAACAUUUGUAAAGGAAACAUUUGUAUGUAUGCCUUAACAUUUCACAUUAAUAGAUUAAAAUUCUUAAUAUAUGUCUGAUAAAUGGCUUCUGUUUUAAUGACUGAGGUGUCAGUGAAGGUGAGCUGUUAGAUGCUGGAAUAUUUAGACAGUGUCCACAGUUCAGUCUUUUUGUCUUACUGCUAAAGUUCUAAGAUGCUUCGACUAAGUACUCUGAGUUAAUUCUUCACGGGUUUUACCA